Messenger RNA from Monodelphis domestica (gray short-tailed opossum), 2065 nucleotides. It is a transcript of the gene HAUS5, whose product is annotated as HAUS augmin like complex subunit 5. Gene Ontology annotation, biological process: spindle assembly; centrosome cycle. Gene Ontology annotation, cellular component: centrosome; HAUS complex. The record is from RefSeq and is a predicted model, not a curated record. NCBI's taxonomy places the organism in Eukaryota, Metazoa, Chordata, Mammalia, Didelphimorphia, Didelphidae.
CGUGACGUCAUUCGUCGGCGCCUGGGAUUCGAGUACGGGAGCGGGAGCGACGCAGCUAUGGACCUCGGGAGCCUGGCGCUGGAAGUGGGGCGUUGGGCGUCCCAAGAGAUGGGAUACCCGGUUGCCCUGUUGCCCCCCGAGCCUGCUUUGCGCAGGAUGUGUAUAGGCCCCAUGGCUGAUAUCUGGACCUUUCUGACCCAGAGGAUCCAUAGCCAGAGGACUGUAAAGAAGAUUCGUGGGAACCUCUUGUGGUACAGCCACCAGGAAAGCCCAGAGGCUGUCAGGAGGCGAGAGCUGGAGACGGCUCUGGGGAGGGUUCAGGCCGAGAUUAAAGAAAUUGACCUGAGCCUGGAGCUGACUGAACGAGAGGCUGUAGCUCAGGACAUGGCCCAGGAGCUCAUGCUGAAGCAGAUCCGGGAUGCUCAGGGCAAGGCUCUGCUCCUCCGGGCACGAGCAGCAGCUGCUCGACGGCAGCACCGAGGCCUCAGGGACCAGACCCAGCGGCUCCGAGGCCAGCUCAGCCAUCUGCAGGAGAUAGAAAGGAAGGCCAAAGCAGAUGUAGCCUUUGGGCCUCCAACACCCAUGCCUUUGGGCCUGGAGCCAGAUGUCCUGCAAGAGGUCACGAGGGUCUGUACCCUGUGCUCCCACUUCCUGCAGGCCCUGCUGAGCUCUCAUUCUGACCCAAGGACUUUGACCACCCAGGAAGACUUGUUUGCCACAACCCACAGGCAAUGGUUCAGUGAAACUGAGGCCCUGAUGACUUCCUAUCCUCCUGCCCACAUCCUGGGGGCUCUGGAGCACCUGGCUUCAAGGCAGACGGCUGAACUGCAGAUGCUCACCGAUCAGUGGGAUGAGGAGGCACAUAGGUUACAAUUGGAAGGUGUGUCAGAGUCCCCAGGCCUGCCCUCCCUGACCCACCUCAUCCAGGAGGGUUGGCAGGCUGUAGGGGCCUUGACUUCAAAGAGAGGCCCUCUCCUGCAGCAAGGUCAAGCCCUGGCUAAAAGAUUCCAAUGCCUAAUGAAGGAAGUAGAGCAGAGAGUGGCAGGGCCCCAGGAGGUUUGCCAAGCCUUGUCCUUGGGGCUCCAGGUGGCUGCACUCCGGGCCACCCGUAACUCUCUGAGAGCUCAGGGCCAGAGCCUGAAGGAGGGGACCGAGCGGAGGCAGCAAGAGCUUUGGGAACUCCAGGCCAAACGGCAGCGAAUCCUGAGCUGGCGACAACAAGUGGAGGAGACACAGGAGCGGAUCCGGGUUCUGAUCAAAGGGAAUUCUGUCAGCAAGAGUCACCUUCAGAAAAGCCCAGGAGAGAUACAGACCUUAGUCCAAAGGAAGGUAGUUCCAGCUACAGGAGCAGUGGGGCUACAGGCCCAGAAUCUACUAGAAAAACUAGAUGACGAGUCCCAAUGGCUCCUGGCACUGGAGCUCAAUCCCCUGCUUCGGCGCCAUCCUGGAGGGCCACAGCCUCUUCCAGCCAUCCUCCCAUCUGUCCACGCUCUGCAUCCAGCAUGUCCUGGAUCCCAGAACCUCAUCCAUCUGAGCCAGGACCUGGGACUGCCCUCAAGCAAAGCCCCAGAAUUCCUUCUCCACCAGGCAGCCUCCCUUCGUCAGGAAUGGCUGUUUCUCCAGGACCAGCUGAGUCACAGACGUGGGAUACUGAUGCGGCUACAGGGGGAUCUGCCCCUGGGACCAUCAACCCAAGAAUUGCUUCAGAUCCAGAAGUCUGAGGAGAAGAAACAACGAGAGCACCUGGGCCCGAUCCUGCACCGCUUGGAGGAGCUGAUGGAUCAGGGACUGAAUCGCAUCCCCCAGCUUUUGCAGGCUGUGGGGGACUGGUGGGACCAGCCAGGCCAGAAUGCACUCCCUGAAGAGCUUCAGGACCAGGAGGGCCUCUCCCUACAGCAAUGGAAGCUUCGCUGGGCCCGGGCCCAGGGGAGAAGAGCCUGAAUGUUGGGGCUUGGACAUGGAAGCACCUAGCCAGACGUAAAUGUGGACAUGAAUAGAAUUGGAUAAAUCCUCUCAGUGAUAAAAUGGCAAACUCCUCUCAGUAAAGUGCCUGAAGAUUUGGGGA